CAGUACAUUGCCCAACACCAUUUCUGAGCAAUCGGCAUUGCAGUCGUGGAUACUUGCCCACAAGGAUGUCCGUUCGGUCGCCAGUAGUGUGUGUCAAGCAAAGUCACAGCCUUGGAUGCUCAGAGUCACUGCCCAAGGGGGCCGGUUUUCUCCUGAGCCUCGCUGCUGCCCUUACCGUGACAGCAGCUCCUGCUCUGGCUGAAGUCCGCCUGCCACCUAUUGACAGGGAUCCUACCCGCUGCGAAAGAGCCUACACAGGAAACACCAUUGGUCAGGCAAAUGCGGUCUCAGACAAGGUGCUGGACCUGCGUAUGUGCGACUUCACUGGCAAGGAUCUGUCCGGCAAGACCCUCUCGGGGGCCUUGCUGAAAGAUGCCAUCCUGCCCAACAGUACUAUGAGGGAGACAGUCCUCACAAAGGCAUAUGCUGUCGGAGCUAAUUUCUCAGGCGCAGACAUGACCAAUGCGGUCAUAGACAGAGUGGACUUCCGCAAGGCAAACCUGAGCAAUGUCAAGUUUAUCAAUGCAGUCAUCACUGGGACCGCCUUCGACGGCGCCAACCUGGACGGCGCAAUUUUUGAGGAUGCACUCAUUGGCAACGAGGAUGUCAAGCGCUUGUGUUUGAACCCAACUUUGACCGGAGAGAGCCGCAUGGGCGUGGGCUGCAGGAUGAAAUGA
Molecule: messenger RNA, 677 nt
Organism: Coccomyxa subellipsoidea C-169
Lineage: Eukaryota; Viridiplantae; Chlorophyta; Trebouxiophyceae; Coccomyxaceae
Exons: 7
Coding region: 66-677 (203 amino acids)
Source: RefSeq, a predicted model, not a curated record